Molecule: messenger RNA, 10657 nt
Organism: Drosophila biarmipes
Lineage: Eukaryota; Metazoa; Arthropoda; Insecta; Diptera; Drosophilidae
Exons: 9
Coding region: 892-8838 (2648 amino acids)
Cellular component (GO): nucleus
Source: RefSeq, a predicted model, not a curated record
GCGAGUAACGGCAUAUGAGCGCUCGCAGAGAAAUCGCUAAUCACGCACGGCGGACGACAAAAGCCCAAAGAAGAACAGAGGCAGAGGAGGAAAAAAUAGCAGAAAAAUAGCAGAAAAAGAGCAGAAAUCAAGCCAGAUUGCCAAAAAGUUGGGCAGUUAAAUUAAUAAAAAAAAAAUUGCCGAGUGCCAGAUCGCCGCAAAGUGGGCUACGUUUAUUUUUUUGACCAGUUAUUUUCGAGUGAACAGUGAAAAGACGUGGAAAACUGUAAAAACAGAAUCCUAAAGGAAAAGCUGUGGAAAAGCAAUGCAACAACAGGCAGAGCAACAACAACAGCAACCAGAGCAGCAGCAGCAACAACAAAGAGUGUAGUGGGUCGCACGCGCGACUUGUGUGUGUGAAUAAUGAAGAAGAAGCAGAAACAACAACAGCAGCAGCAGCAGCAGCAGCAGCAGAGGCAGAGCAAGGCGCCAUCUGAGGCGGAAUCGGAGGCAGACCGCCCCGCCAGCAACAGCAGCAACAACCAUUCGCGUCGCAGCAGCGCCAGCAACAACAACAAAUAGCAAAAACUGAGCAGCGUUCGGCAAAGCGCAGCAACAGCAACAAAGGCAACACUGAAAAUAACAACGGCAGCAGCAGCAGCAGCAGCAACAACACAAAUUGCAACUGCAACGGCAGCAACAACCAAGCGGCGACAGGCGGUAAACAGCAGCAGCAGCAGCGGCAGCAGCGGCGGUAGCAACAACAACAACAACAACAAUAGCAACAGCGGCAGGCACAGCAACAGCAACAGCAACAAGCGCUGCAGUCGCAGUCGCAGCAGCAGCUGCAGUAGCAGCAGCAGCAGCAGCAGCAGCAGCAGCAACGCUAGCGUCGGCAGCGACGCCAGCAGCAUGUCCAAGACCAGCAGCGGUAUUCCAAAUGCAGCAGCAACACAAGCAGCAGCAGUAGCUGCCGCAGCCGCCGCCGCCGCCGCAGCAGCAGCAGCAGCAGCAAGUGCAACAAAUGCCGCCAAUGCCACCGAUUUUAGUGCGUUCGACUUUAACGAUAGUUCCGAUAACUCCGACACGCCCCUGGUGCCACGCCCACCCUUCCUGAGCCGCGCCGCUGCAGCGGCCGCAGCCGCAGCCGCCCUCACCAACAUCAGCAACAAUUCGGCGGGCUCGGCGGUCACCCCCAGUCCCAACGCCUCCGUGGGGACAUUCCGCUCAUCGCCAGCCGGGGGCGAGGAGGAGGACGAGGACGAGGAGGAUGACGACGAGGAGGACGAGGAGGAGGAGGAGGAGCACCAGCAGCAGCAGCAGCAGCAGCAACAACAGCAGCAGCAGCAACAGCAGCAACUUGCGGCCGAGCAGCAGCAGCGAGCGGCGGCAGCGGCGGCCGUAGUGGCAGCGGCGGUCAGUGCGCUGCACAACGGCAACAAGCAGCAGCACUACAACAACAACAACAACAAUAACAAUGGCAACAGCAAGUCGAGGGAUCGCGACGAUCACCUGCAGGCACAGCAGCAGUCGCAGCAGUCGCAGCAGCCGCAGGACGACGAGGACGAGGACGAGGACUACGACGAGGACGAGGAGGAGGACGAGGAGGAGCAGCACCAGCAGCAGCAGCAGCAGCAGCAUCAGCAGGGCAACGGGCAUGACCUCACGCCCACGGACCUGCGACAUGUGCUGCCCAGCAGCAACCACGAUCAGCAGCAGCAGCAACAUCAGCAGCAGCAGCAGCAGCAGCAGCAACAGGAGCCCGCUGCCUACGAUGACGAGGACGAGGAGGAGGACGAGGACGACGAGGAUGAGGACGAGGUGGCCAGCAGCCACCUGGACAGCCGCGCCACCCUCUCCUCCGCCCACCUGAACAGCAGCGCUGCCGCCGAGAGCAGCGGCCUCCAUAUGGCAGCGGCAGCGGCGGCAGCAGCAGCGGCGGCGGCGGCAGCGGCUGCCUCGGCGGCCAAGCUCAGUGCCCAGCUGGAGCAGCAGCAGCAGCAGCAGCAGAGUGCCAGUGCCCUGGACAUGGCCACGCCCAUUGCCCCGCCCCCGCCCAGUAGCCUGCUGGGCGGCAACAGCAACACCAGCUUCUCCACCAACAACAACAGCAACCACGCCCUCAGCUCCACGCACGGCAGCCUGGGGGCGGGCGGUCAGGGCACGAAUUGCAGCAACGAUCUGCUGGCCGGCGGCGGCGGCAACUCCCGCGGAGGUUCCUCCCUGGGCAUGGCCAUGAACGCUGCCUCGCUGCAGCAGCAGCAGCAGCAACAUCAGCAACAGCAGCAGCAGCAGCAACAGCAGCAACAUGGCGGCGGCAGCGGGGCAAGCGGCGGCAGCAGCAGCGCGGCCAGCGAGCGGCGGAAGUACCGCCACCAGAACUACAGCAAGAACAUCUACAUCGGCACCAAGAACGCCGAGAAGUGGGAGCACAUGCGCACCCGGCUGCAGUUCAAGAACGACGUGGAGUUCGUCGCCUACCUGCUCAACCUGGCGGACAACGACACGGAUCGGCUGAACAACCUGCCCCCGCCCUCGCCGGCGAACACGCCCACGAAAGGCUUCGACGGCAACUUCAAGCUGGAGCCCAAUCUCAGCGCCAAGGACUUUGCCGCCCCGCCCGAGUCCUCGAUCAAUGGCAACGCCAGCGGAAAUGGCAACACGAGCGGAAACGGAAACGGCGACUCCACCUCGGCCGCCUCCAUGCCCAUGGCCACGCCCACAGCGCCGCAGCGCAAGCGCUACAAAAAGCGAGUGCAGUUCAGCUCCGAGGCGCUGAACGGCUUCGCCGGCAAGGGCAAGGGAUCGGCAGCGGGCUCCGGAGGAGCAAGUGCAGCGGGACCUGGUUUCAGCUAUGCCAAGUCCAAGAAGCAGGAGGCCAAGGCGGCGACGGCGGCCCUGAAGGCCGGAGCAGCUGCAGCAGCGGCAGCGGCGGCCGCCGCCUCCAGCGCCCUGCCCGAGGUCCUGGACUGCCGCAUCGCGGAGAAGAUCAAGAGCGAACUGGAGGCCAACAGCAAGGAGUCCCUGCCCAAUGCCCUGUGCCUCAAGAAGGCAGCGGCGGCCGCGGCUGCGGCGGCGGCAGCAGCAGCCGCGGCCAAUGGCAGCGAGGAGGAGGACGAGGACGAGGAUCAGCCGCCCCAUCCCCACCUGCUGCCCGUGCUGGCGCCCUCCGAUGCCGUCGACGGCAUCACCGCCAGCAAUGGCCAGGCGGGCAACUUCCAUGUGCGCUCCAAGUCGCAGGGCUCCAAGAAAUCCCAGGCGGCCAAGGCGGCGGCAGCGGCGGCGGCUGCGGCAGCGGCAGCGGCGGCCAUGAUGCCGCCCAACUCCUACGACGAGCACGAGGAUGAGCCCGGCGGCGUCGGCGGCGGUGGCCUCGGUGGACCCGAGGAGGACGACGAGGAGGACGAGGAACUGGACGAGGAGGCGCUGGCCCGCGAAAUGAAGAUGGAGCAGAACUUCGUGGAGGAGGAGGACGAGCACGACAUCGCCUUCCGGUCGCAUCAAUCCUGCCGCGAAUGCUCCAUUGCCCACGACCACAAGCUGUGCCCGCUGCGCAAUGCCUGCGGCAACGUGACGGACGCAGUGGAUCUGGGCGAGUGGAUCGAGCGACGCAACCUGGAGGCCCUGGCCAAGCUGAAGGCCGAUGCCCAGCGGCAGGCGAAGCGGGCCAGCGGCCGGCAGCGGCACGAGGACGACGACAUGGAGGAUAUGGAGGACAUGGACAUGGACAUGGACGAGUCGUCGCAGCUGUCGGAGCUGGAGACCAAGCCGCUGAUCACCUUCGCCGAGGCCUCGGUGCCGGCGGAGUUCGAGCUGCACAACGUGGAGCCCAAUGUGACGGGGGUCUUCGCCCGCACCGAGGUGCGGGCCUUCACCAAGCUGGGACCGCUCAUUGGCCAGCCGGUGCAGACCGGCGAGGUGCGCGAGGGCAGCGACAUGAAGUGGAUCUUCGAGAUGUGCGAGGCCGGGGCGGACAAGUCGUAUCUGCUGUGCUGCGACAACCCCAACGCCUCGAACUGGCUGAGGUUCGUCCGACCCGCUCCCAGCUACGAGGAUCGCAACGUCAACCUGGUGUCCAUCGACCGGCAGGCGUACUUCGUCAGCUGCCGCGACCUGAGGAACGGCAUGGAGCUUCUCUACUGGAGCGACGACUGCAACACCAUGUGGCGCAAGAAGCACACGGAGAAGACGAACUGCGGCGGCUGCAACCUGAAGUUCGAGCACCCCCUGUACUACCGCACCCACUGCUCCGUCUUCCACGACCCCUCGAUGAGCCUGACCAUCCGCAAGUACCACUGCAAGGUGUGCGGCGAGCCGGUGCUGGGCAAGGACAACAUCAUGAAGCACGCGGCGGAGAAGCACGACGGCAAGGGGGCGUACCAGUGCCAGUUCUGCAGCAAGUUCUUCCUGCGGCUCAACUACCUGGAGAUGCACCGCACCUACGGCUGCGCCUCGAAUCCGAAUCGAUCGCGGCCCGUCUGCGACUUCUGCGGCCGCAAGUUCUGCCAGCCGCAGAAGCUGAAGGCGCACAUCAAGCGCAUGCACAGCGAUAUGGCUGAAGUUUUACGAGAUUUUCAGUGUAAAUUAUGUUCAAAACUUCUAGGAUCGCGAGCGGCACUGCAGCGCCACUCGAAGGAGGUGCACAGCCGCAACUCGACGGUGGUGAGCUGUCCGCGGUGCCAGAAACUCUUCCAGAAUCGCAGCAAUCUCAAGAUCCACAUGCUGACCCACUCGGGCGUGAGGCCGUUCAAAUGCGCCGAACCGGAGUGCAAUGCGGCGUUCACCACCAAGCAGUGCCUGCAGUUCCACUACAAGAAGGUGCACAACUACACCCAGGAGCAGAUGCCCAAGAUCGAGCGGAGCGUGGCCUAUACCUUCGAUGCCUACUCGGGCGGCAUGAAGGUGGACUUUCUGGGUAAGCAGACGGCGACGGCGACGGCCACGGCCACGCAGCCACGCCCUAAUGCGGCCGUCGUCUCCCCCUCCUCGUUCACAGAGCAAGCCCCGCGCCGGCGGCGCAAGAGCCUCGAGGACCAGAGCUCCAUGCUCAGCGGCUCGCUGCAGAGCGACGCGGAGUUCAGCGACGACAACCUGUUCGAGGCGAUCAAGAAGAGCGGCAAGUCGAUCAAGGACCUGUGUCGCAACGAGCCGAAUCUCUCGCUGCUCAGCUCCAAGAUCUCCAGCAUUUUCGGCGACAAGGUGCCCUCGGCGGCGGCCUCGCUGUCCGCCUCCGUUUCCGGUGCCGCCGCCGCCGCCUCCGGCGGUCGCAAGCGGAAGCGCAAGAAGGAGCUCAGCGCGGCGGCCCAGCAGCAGCAGCAGCAGCACCAUCAUCAUCACCACAGCCACCAGCAGCAGCAGCAACACCAGCAACAGCAGCAACAACAGCAGCAGCAGCAACAGCAGCAGCACCAGCAGCAGCAACACGCCCAGCAGCUGCAGCACCAGCAGCUGCAGCAGCAGCACGUGCAGCAGCAGCAACACCAGCAGCAGCAACACCACCACCACCAGCAACACCAGCAGCUGCAUCACGAUCCGCAGCAACAGCAUCCGCAGUACCACCCGCACCAGCUGCACGCCCACGCCCUGCCCCACCAGCAGCAGCAGCAACAGCAGCAGCAACAGCAGCAGCAGCAACAGCAACAGCAGCAGCUCCACGGCGAUCCCGACGACGAGGAGGUGGAGAACGCGCGGCUGGAGCAGGUGCGGCGCAAGCAGAACGCCCAGCUGAGCCUGGUGGAGUCCUUCCUGACCACCACCGCCCAGCGGCUGAGUGCCCAGCAGCAGGUGCAACAAGUGGUGGCCGCGGCGGCAGCCGUCUCGGCCAUGGCCGGCGCUGGCGAGGAUCCCGCCAAGCUGGGCCACAUGAUGGGUCACAUGGGCGUGGGCGUGGGCAUGGACGAGGAGGAGGACGAUGACGAGGACGACGAGGAUGGCGGCGGAGGCGGCGGCGCUGGCGGUGGCGGCGGCGGCUCUUCGGUGCACUCGCAUGUCCAUGCCCACCAGGCGGCCCACCACUCCCAUGUCCAUGCGCACGCCCACCCGCACCACGCCCACUCGCACUCGCACGCCCACCCGCACCAGCAUCCCGCCGCCCAGGGGGCGGGGCAGCAGGACUACCGCCAUGCGGCCGCCAUGAACGCGGCCCUCGGCCAGAAUCUGGUGGUCAGCAAGGGCAGCAAGAAGUGGAUCCAGGAGGUGCAGGACUCCAGCGAGGUCGGCGGCGAGGGAGCGGGCGGCGGCGGCGGCGGCAGUGGUGGACCCGGUGACAGCGGCGCCUGCAGUCAGCUGGUGGCCGGCGGCUCCGGUCCAGGCUCGGAUCUGGGUUUCGCCGUGCCGCCCAGUGCCGUGGAUGAGCACAGCAAGCUGCUCGGCCAGAAUCGCGACUUCCUGGCGCGGCUCAUGAGCAGUGCCAGCGCCAGCCAUGCCCAUGCCCACGCCCAUGCUCACGCCCACGCCCAUGCCCAUGCGCACGCCCACCAGACGCAUCAGCCGCUGCAGCAGCACCAGCACAGCGCCCACAGUCGCGAGGAGGACGAGAACAGCUCCUUCCUGGACGUCGUCGAGUCCAACAACAAUGCGGCCGCCGCCGCCGCUGCAGCCGCCGCAGCUGCAGCGGCCAUGUCGCACUAUGGCGGCGGUGCGGGCGGCGGCGGCGGAGGUGGAGGCGGCGGCAGCGGUGGCAGUGGGGGCGGCGGCAGUGGCGGACAAACGCCCACGGGCCCGGCGACGGGCGGCACCGUUUCCGGCGCCGACGAGCCCCAGAUGCAGAUGAACUCCCUGGCCCACUCGCAGUCCUUCAUGAGCUCCUUCUACAACAACGCCAACGCCCGCGUGGGCGGAGUGGGCGGCGUGGGCGUGGGCGGCGGCUCCUCCUCGGCCAGCAUGCUCGUGGAGGCGGCCCUCAACUCCGUGGGCAACAUGAUCGACAGCGAGAGCAGCGACCUCAAGGUUCCCACCGACAACCACAUAAACAGCGACAGUCCGAUGAGCGCCCACGUGGACCCCGAGUCGCAGCGCUUUGGAGCGGGCAGUGCCGGCGGAGCGGGAGGAGGAGGAGGUGGCGGCGGAGGAGGUGGCUCCAGCGGAGGAUCCUCGGGCGGGGCGAACGGAGCGGGGAUCGGCGGGGCCAUGGACAACCUGGAGAACGAGCUGAAGAUGAUGAAGAACCUGGGCAGCUUCCCGAUGCAGAUUCCACCGCUGCCCAUGUUCCAGGGCGCCUGCAACAUAUCGCCCAGCGCCUCGACGCCGACGAAUCCGCAGAGCAACCAGAACCAGAACGACGUGGAUGUGGAUGCGGGCAGCACGCCGCGUCCACAGCAUCCGGACUCCGAUGGCUUCUCCUCGUCGCACCAUCGAACUCCGCCCUCGCCGCCGCCCAUUUCGCCGGGUCGCGACUACGGCGGCAUGUUUGGCGCGGGCAAUGGAGGAGGCGCUGGCCCCGGAUCGAACAGCACACCGGCGGGCAGCUCCAGCGGCGGCGGCGGAGGAGGCGGUGGCCCCGGUGGCGGCGGGGCGAACAGCAUGUCCGCCUCGUCGCCGCUGCCCGCCCUCCAGCCGCAGCGGAGGAACGCGUCCAGCGUGGGCAGCACCUAUCCGGAGCACGAGCUCAUCUCGCCCGCCUCCUCGCCGAGCAUUCCGCGCUACAACUUCAACGGCGACAUGAUGCGCCACAAGCGGGCCGUCCAGGAGCAGGAGCACCAGGAGCGCCAGCGGCAGAACAUCUCGCGCCACAACCAGAUGUCCAGCGACGAGGAGAACAGCAUCAUGCCCCAGAACAGCAGCGCCGGCCAGGACAUGCGCAUGAAGUUCCCCCAGUCGCAGAUCGACCUCAUGUACUCCAAGUACGAGAGCAUGGCCAGCAACCUGAAGUACAACAGCCAGGAGCUGGACUCGCCGGCGGAGUACCGCCAGGCGGGCGGCGGCAACGGCGGCAAUGCGGCGGUCAGCGCGGCGGCGGCGGCGGCAGCGGCGGCCAGUGCCGCCAACGACCUAUCCGACCUGCAGGGCCUGGACAUGAGCUCCAGAUCGAAUGCGGCCAGCAGCAACUACCACCACAACUUCCAGUUGCCGAGCAGCCGGUACCACCAUCACAUCUACGACAUCCUCUCGGAUCGCGAGCAGCAGAGCCAGCAGGCCCAGCAGACGGGUGGCUCCGUUGUGGGUGGUGGCGGCGGAGGCGGUGGCGGCGGUCCCGGAGGGGCCUCCUCGGUGGUGCACCAGCAGGAGCACGGCCAUGGGCAGCACCAUGCGAUGCAGCAGCACCAGCAGUCGGCGGCCGCCAUGCACAACAUGCUUAGCGAGCAGCUGGGCGAGCAGGAGCACGACCAGACCACCUCGGUGGACCUCAGCCGGACGGCCAACUAUGUGGUCUCGUCGCCGCCCCAGCUGCCCUACAACCAUCCCACGCACCACGACAUGCUGCGCAUGGCCUCGCUGGAUCUCACGCCCAACACGGCCAACAUGGCGGUGGGCAACAACCGAUCCUUCCUCUCCUCGCAGAUGCAGCACCAGAGCCGCGAGAGCCUGGAGCACCAUCGCCUGCUGUCCACGGUGGAGCAGCACCGCAUCCUGGCGGCCUCGAAUGCAGCGGAUCAGCAUCGCCUCCUGGUGGAUCCCACCGCCCAUCUGCUGAUGGAGCAGAACAACCGGCUGCUGGGCACGGCGGAUCAGUCGCGUCUCCUGGGCGAAUCGGCGGCGGCGGCUGCCCAGAAUCGCCACAUGGCCCGCAGCUUUGGGGCCUAUCACCAGGUGGCCUCCAGCAACUACCAUCCGGGCGUGAGACCACCGCCCGUCCUGCCCUCCGCCAACCACCACGCCUCCAAUCCGUCGAACUACCACCCCUUUCCCGCCUACUACUAAGGGGUUGGGGGGAGGAGGAGGGGAUGCGGAUGCAGUCGGGAUAAAGUGCACUUUGUGGGUUCCAACUGGAGGACAACCAGAAUCGAGUAGCCUAAUUUAAUUUAAAGUUUAGUUUCCCCGAGAUAUCCCCUUCAGUUGAUGCAGAUUCCAAAGAAUAUCCAUUCAUAAUUUUCACUAAAAAAUAUUAAAGGGCUCGUUAAAUAACAUUUUAAAAAUUAAACUAAAAAAAAAACAAUUAAAAAAGUAAAAUUAAAGCUUACUUAGAUUUUUAAUGCAAAUUUUAAAAAUUCUUAGUUGGCGAAUAUACAUUUUUUAAAUAUUUUAAGAGUUAUGUAAAUGUUUAAAAUUUGUCAAUCUUGAAAAUCAUUUGAAAAAGUGACAUUCGUAGUUGAUAUUUUUCAAAUUGAUGAUCAUUUUUACAUAAAAAUAUUUGGAAAUAUUGAAAUUUUUAAAAUCUAUAUUAUUUCUCAUAUUUAAUAUUUCCCAGUUUCAGCACUCCAAAACAUUUUUUAAAAAUAUACAAAUGAAAACAUUUGGAAAUAUGAAAAUUAUAAAAUAUCAAUAUUUCAUUUUAAAAACAUUUAUUUUUAAGUUAAAAAUUUUUCAGUAUUUCAAAAAUUUUAAGAAUAUUUAAAAACGUACAACAAACUGCGAUUCUUUGGAAAACUGCACUCAAUUUUUUUUUUUGGAAUCCCACACGACCUACUGAACCCUCUGAAACUAAAUUAAAAUUUCGAAUUUUGAUUUCGAAAUGUGUGCCAAUACGUCUAAGUGUAAAUUUUGAUUUGCUUCUCUGACAUUCGACGGCUGGCAGAUCGGCAGAUCGAUUUUGUAUUUGUACACAAUAAUAUUAAAUAUGUAUAGUUGUAUAGGAAGCAUAAUUAUAAUAAAUCUAUAUAUAUAUAUAAAAAGAGAUGUGCGAGAAACCCGGAAAUGAGUGCGACAGAAGACAUAGAGAACGAUAAAAACAUAAGCCUGAUGCGAACAUUUUUUUAAACGCGAAUUCGCCGCUGAGUUUGGAUAGAAAAAGGUAAAUGAUAUAGGGAACGAUGUUGAUAAUAAUAUUUUUACACCAAGUGAAAAUAAAUGCAUAUAAACGAGUACAAAGUGUUAGAAGAGGAUGAAAAUUCCAAACAAAAAAAUCACCCAGAUUCGGCUUUCCCAUGAAACCAGAUCCCAACUUCUACAACUUCUUCGGCUUUUCCCCGAUCCCCCAGAUGCAAAAUGCAAACUCAGCGAUCCCAAAGAGAAGAGUACAGGCACAACAAGAUGCACACUACAUAUAUGUAAAGCAGAUAUAGAUAUAUGAACGCGACCGAUCAGGAACUUAGCUCAAGCAUCUUAACACUUAGCGGAACGAGUCCGAAACUUCGAAGUCUUUUUUUUAUACCAUUUAAUUAUAAAUAAUGCGUAUCCAGUAUGGUAUAGGGGCUAUAUAUCGAUAUAAACUACCCGCAACUGUACUAAAUGGUAUCUGUAUAACUAAGUUAUGGUUUAAUGUAAAUUAUUAAAUUUAUAUAAGAGUGCAGAGGGCGAUAAAGGAGAGGAAAUACCGCAUAAUGAAACGAGAUAAACACCACAUACCAAAAAAAAAAUAUAUAUAUAAUACAAAAAUAAGUAUAAAAAAAAAACAAAAACAUGAUAAUAAAUAAUAACACACACACACACACACCCACACACUGAGAGAAAAGGGGAGAGAGAUCGCUGAUCCACAUGAUAUGUAUACAUCUAUAUAUAUGCAUAUGGCGUAAUCAAAUUAUCGAUUAUUAAUAAACCGUAAAUCGAACAAUUAUUUGAAAGGAAACCAAACUGCCCGGCU